CUUCCGACUUCUAAAUGUACACUUGAAUUUAUAUGUAUUAUCAAUGAUAUUUAAAUGCAUGUCAUAACGCUUAUCACUACCACACAAUAUCACUGACUAUUAGGACUAUAAUGGAAGAAGAUCUUCCUCUCAAUUAUGGUGAAAACCAUAGAUCUGAUGGAGGCAGACAACUAACUGUUCCUUCUUCAACCUAUUCAGAAGACAGUGAGUAUGUUGCUGCUGAGGAACAACUGACGGUAUUCAUAAGUGGGGAGGAAACGAUGUCUGAACUGAAGAAACGUCUUCAUAUAGAACAGAACCAGACUGUUGUUUUUGUAAACAGCAAUGAUCUAGAGGAAAAUGAAAUAGCUAGAGAGGAAAAAAAGUUUCAAGUAGCAUUCACAUUUGCAAGAGUUGAAUUUAAAGACAUGUUAAAUCCGGAAGUUACAGUAAAAGGUUAUAUAGCAGUUCAGUCGGACAUCGAUAUGAAAAGGUACGUACAGUACUAAAUUAAAUGUA
Molecule: messenger RNA, 498 nt
Organism: Mytilus trossulus (common blue mussel)
Lineage: Eukaryota; Metazoa; Mollusca; Bivalvia; Mytilida; Mytilidae
Exons: 6
Coding region: 111-488 (125 amino acids)
Source: RefSeq, a predicted model, not a curated record